CGCCGAUCCCGCGACCCCAGCGCCCCGCCGCAGCCCCCUGCCUGGCCCAGGCAUCCCCCUCCCACGGGGACUCCGUCUCUAUUUUGGGGGAAGGGGAGGUUCAGCGGAAGCCCCGAGUUAUAAUUAGCCCCACUCGGGUUUCCUAGAUAAUCUCAGCCCCGCCACCACCCCAGCUCAGGGCGGCGGGGGCUGGGUGCCGGGUGGCCGCCGCGAGAAGGAGGGAGUUCCGACCCGGGGAAUUUUGAUCCCUUGGCUGGAGAUGCCGGAACCACAGCAGCUGCGGCCCCAAAAUAGCGCCCCCGCCCCCUGCAGCGGGGGAUCUCCGGAGCUCGGAGAACACAGGCGUCCCGGUUCGCCCUUCAGACCCCUCCGCAAUGCCCUCCAGCCCCCAGACCCCCGCCCCAAGUUUUCUGCUCCUUUGCUUGGGGCGGGGAGCGCCGUUAUUUUAUCGGUUUCUACUGCCCCCCGCUGGCGGCAGUGUGCACAGCAUCAUCAGACGAAUGAGGGACGAGUCCUGGGGUCCAAGGCUGGCGAACCCGUUCGCGGAGGCUAGGCGACAGGAGUGCGCAACUGAUGGGGCCCCAGCCCUGGCCAACGCAGGAGAGGCUGUGCCUUCACGCCACCGCACGCGCCCCCAUUGGCACCUCCCAUCAUCGAGGGCUCCACCCCUGUCGGGUGGCCUCUGCGUGGACUGCAGCCUCUGGUGCGGGUGCCCACAAGGCUCACACUGGGCCCAAUCCAGCCCACCCAGCAGGGGGAAGGAGCCGCCUGCCUGCCUUGGCAGCCAUCUGCCUGCCUUGGCAGCCAUGAGGCCCCCAUGGUGUCCCCUGCAUACUCUCUUCCCACCGUUCCCACUUCUCCUCCUCCUCCUCCUCUUCCUCCUGGGAGGAGGGGCAGAGGCUGAGCGCCCAGAGGACCCGGAGCUGCUGGUGAUGGUGCGUGGGGGCCGGCUUCGGGGCACCCGCCUAAUGGCCCCUGGGGGCCCUGUCUCUGCUUUUCUGGGCAUCCCCUUCGCAGAGCCACCCGUAGGCCCCCGUCGCUUUCUGCCACCGGAGCCCAAGCGACCCUGGCCAGGGGUGCUAGAUGCCACAGCCUUCCAAAGUGUCUGCUACCAAUACGUGGACACCUUGUACCCUGGCUUUGAGGGCACCGAGAUGUGGAACCCAAACCGUGAGCUGAGUGAGGACUGCCUCUACCUCAACGUGUGGACACCGUACCCUCGGCCUAAGACCCCCACCCCUGUCCUCGUCUGGAUCUAUGGGGGUGGCUUCUACAGUGGGGCCUCCUCGCUGGACGUGUAUGAUGGCCGCUUCCUGGCCCAGGCAGAGGGGACUGUGCUGGUAUCCAUGAACUACCGGGUGGGAGCCUUUGGCUUCCUGGCCCUACCAGGGAGCCGGGAGGCACCAGGCAAUGUGGGUCUUCUGGAUCAGAGGCUGGCCCUGCGAUGGGUGCGGGAGAAUGUGGCAGCCUUCGGGGGGGACCCGAUGUCAGUGACUCUGUUUGGGGAAAGUGCAGGUGCCGCCUCUGUGGGCAUGCACCUCCUGUCCCCACCCAGCCGGGACCUGUUCCACAGGGCUGUGCUGCAAAGGGGUGCACCCAACGGCCCCUGGGCUACGGUGAGCAUGGGAGAGGCCCGCCGCAGGCCCACACUGCUGGCUCGACUCAUAGGCUGUCCCCCAGGUGGGGCUGGUAGCAAUGAAACACAGAUGGGCGCCCUGUGUCUGGACACGGCCAGCUCAGGACCUGGUGGACACGAGUGGCAUGUGCUGCCUCAGGAAAGUGUCUUCCGCUUCUCUUUUGUGCCUGUGGUAGAUGGAGACUUCCUCAGUGACACCCCGGAGGCCCUCAUCAACGCUGGAGAUUUCCACGGCCUGCAGGUGCUGGUGGGUGUGGUGAAGGAUGAGGGCUCCUAUUUUCUGGUUUACGGGGCCCCAGGCUUCAGCAAAGACAACGAGUCUCUCAUCAGCCGGGCCCAGUUCCUGGCCGGGGUGCGGGUCGGGGUCCCCCAGGUGAGUGACCUGGCUGCCGAGGCUGUGGUCCUGCAUUAUACAGACUGGCUGCACCCUGAGGACCCGGCACGCCUGAGGGAGGCCAUGAGUGAUGUGGUGGGUGACCACAAUGUCGUGUGCCCUGUGGUUCAACUGGCUGGGCGACUGGCCACCCAGGGUGCUCAGGUCUAUGCCUACAUCUUUGAACAUCGUGCAUCUACGCUCUCCUGGCCCCCCUGGAUGGGGGUGCCCCACGGCUACGAGAUCGAGUUCAUCUUUGGGCUCCCUCUGGAACCCUCGCUAAACUACACCACUGAGGAGAGAGCCUUUGCCCAGCGACUGAUGAAAUACUGGGCCAACUUCGCCCGCACAGGGGACCCCAAUGACCCCCGGGACCCUAAAGCCCCGCAGUGGCCACAGUACACGGGGGUAGCGCAGCAGUACGUGAGCCUAAACCUGCGGCCUCUGGAGGUGCGGCGGGGGCUGCGAGCCCAGGCCUGCGCCUUUUGGAAUGGCUUCCUACCCAAAUUGCUCAGCGCCACCGCCUCGAAGGCUCCCAGCACCUGCCCAGGCCCCGCCCACGGGGAGGCUGCCCCGAGGCCCAGGCCCGGCCUCCCCCUGCCCCUCCUUCUCCUCUUCCUCCUCCUCUCCCGGCUCCAGCGGCUGUGACCACGGCCUCUUCCCCUCCGGCCUCUGGGGGCCCCUCUUCUAAUGAGUGGUCGGGCCGGGGGGAGGGCCCCACUCAGGGAUCUCCGACCCAGCGCCCCGCCCCCUCAAACCAAGAAGCUCACACUGGACAGGGCGUGGGGGAGGGUUGACCUACGAUCCGUCUCAGGGACUCACACGCCUUUGUUGUUUAAAUGGAAAAGCCCAUUUUCUUUUUUUAUAAAAUUAUUCCUUGGA
Myotis lucifugus (little brown bat) is the source of this 2891-nucleotide messenger RNA. It is a transcript of the gene ACHE, whose product is annotated as acetylcholinesterase (Cartwright blood group). The record is from RefSeq and is a predicted model, not a curated record. The transcript is spliced from 6 exons. Gene Ontology annotation, biological process: acetylcholine catabolic process; choline metabolic process. Gene Ontology annotation, molecular function: acetylcholinesterase activity. Gene Ontology annotation, cellular component: plasma membrane. The coding region runs from base 375 to 2657 and encodes 760 amino acids. Lineage: Eukaryota; Metazoa; Chordata; Mammalia; Chiroptera; Vespertilionidae.